UUGGAAGUGGAUUUUAUCCGAGAGAAAUUUCGCUUCCUCCAGCUUCGGCUUCGGCUUCGGCUCAUCCAUCGUUAUGUUAAUUCAUUAUGUCAGUUCAUUUAAAUUUUUCUCUCCCUUGCGUGUCAUACGAAAUCACCCUCCGAACUUCAAUUCUAGUUUCUCAAAUUUCAUUUCCAGAUACUACCGGAACACUGAAACUGAGCGCAAUAUGUUCCAAUUUCGAUAUUCAACUGCGUACAAUAUCGGACCUAUUAACCCGUAUGAGAGGGAGAAACGCGGAGAACAUAUCAUAAUGAGAUAUCGAUAUUAUAAAUGAUAGUAAUUAAGCGUUGAACAUACAGAGUGACGAUCAAUUCGAAAGGAUAUUAAUUAAAUGAACGAUCAUUACGAUAACGAUGAUUACGUGAACCUCACGUGCCGUGUGUGUCCUAUAAAGUGUUCUAUAAAGUCGUAUAAAGGUCACAAAAGCCGAAGGUUCGCCUUCGUAAUAAUAUUUGUUUUACAGCGGCUAUGCGCGCUUUGUAUUGAUGAGUAUAACCGGCUCGGGUCCGUUGAUAUUGUUACUCGGAAAAAUGCACGGCGGGUGUAUUGCGUAAUAGCCGUGUUUUUUUUCGAUGUGAUAUAAUGAAAUUACGUCGUGGCAAAUUACAUCAGCGGCGAGGAAACGUGUUUGCGAUAAUUAAUCUACGACAAAACGCCGGAUGGAUAAAGGGUAGAAGACAGAAAGAAAGAGCGAAACGGGAGGUAACGAAGUUUAAAAAAAGUUAUCGAAUUAAGGUCCCGGCUUUGACCAGUUAAUAGACCGUGUACGUCUUCAGCCGAACGGAAGAGUCUUCCUUUUAAACAGAAAAUUCAAAUUAGUGAAGACAAAGAUGAAGGAAAAAGGUUACUCGCGGCCGAUUUAUCUGAGACUCUUUCUGAAAGUUUAUUUAGGAUUCACACCUCGCUAGGAUUCGCUACACUGUUUGACCUACUUCUUACCCAAGAAACGUUGAUCGAUGGAACGUUUUCCGGUCAAGAACCUCGCAGGCGCGCUACCGUCAGCGUUUCACUGAGAACUAUAUUUUGCAACACGGAUCGCUGGAAAUCCCAAGACGUCUGGGACAGGGACGCCUUCCAAGUCGCCUUGCAAGUUUCGCGAUAAGGACUCCCUGAUAGCGGCGAUAGUGUGCUGGGUAGACGGGCUAUAAUUAACUCCCGUUUCUAAGCCGUCAGCCGUCAUGAUCGCGAGAAGUGUCGCAUGCUUGAAAAAACGCCUCAUCGCGAGAAAAUUCUCGCGGAGCACAAAGGAAAUCUGGGAUCAUGUUCUGCGGAAGAACCAUGGGAUGUCGCUUACAGGAUUCACGGAGAGCCGAGGGGACGUGGUGAGGGCGAUCUUGAACAAUACCGAGGUCUCUCGCGAUCACAUGACCCCGGAACUGAAGUUGUUCCUGUUGACGGAGAAUUGUCCUUUGUAUCGCGAGCCCUUCGUCGAGGCGAAGGAUGACGAUAGGCGACUCGACGCAUUCCAGGACCCGUUCUGGUCCAUAUAUUGGCCUGGCGGACAGGUGCUCACGAGGUUCAUCCUCGACGACAGGGAGCGAGUUUUCGGACGCGGGCCGCGAGGUGCGGGGAAAGGUGCACCAAGAAGGAUACUGGAUCUGGGCGCAGGAUGCGGCGCCACGGCGAUAGCCGCGAAAUUGAUCGGUCCGUGGCAGCAAGUGGUCGCGAACGAUAUCAACGAAGUCGCUUGCGUCGCUGUUGCGAUGAAUGCCGUGCUAAAUGACGCAGACAUCGAAGUGUCGUGGGAGAACCUGCUGGAAAGGCCGCCGGAAGAUCGCUACGACGUGAUCUUCGUCGGCGAUCUGUUGUACGACGAGGAAAUAGCGAGCGUCCUAAUUGGCUGGCUGGAGAACGCGCACGUACGUGGUGCGCGAAUUUACCUGGGAGAUCCAGGAAGGCACGGCUUAACCGAGGAUCUCAGGAGGCGAUUGAGAUCGCUGCGACGAUACUCCUUACCCGCGAACGUUCAGAGAGAGAAUCACGGUUACGACACAGCCACCGUGUGGGAAUUUGCGGCCGGAACUAAGCGACUGCUGUAGCUCGUACACUUGCGUGCAGCUGCACUUGGCGACGAAGAUUACAUUAUGCGCGGACUCGUCCGAAUUUCGAGAUUCAAACUGGGUCACUGGGAGCCAGUGACAGCGAGAAACUUAGAAUACAGCUUGUUUGCUUGUGUAACUUUAGUGAGACAGAUUUGUCUUCACGUCUUUAUACAAACAAUCGUAAUUCGCUCAUCUUCCUCCUCGGUAUAUGGUAUAUAUGUGUACAUAUAUUUUUCGUAGUCAUGAAAUAAACGUUCGAGUCAGAGAA
Molecule: messenger RNA, 2352 nt
Organism: Harpegnathos saltator (Jerdon's jumping ant)
Lineage: Eukaryota; Metazoa; Arthropoda; Insecta; Hymenoptera; Formicidae
Product: electron transfer flavoprotein beta subunit lysine methyltransferase
Exons: 3
Coding region: 1221-2081 (286 amino acids)
Biological process (GO): peptidyl-lysine trimethylation
Cellular component (GO): mitochondrial matrix
Molecular function (GO): protein-lysine N-methyltransferase activity
Source: RefSeq, a predicted model, not a curated record